CAAACAAUGAAAAUGAAUCGGCACAAGAUUUAACGCGAUGCAAGCGUCGAGGCCGCUUACAAAAAAAAUGAAAAACUGAAUUUUUGGUCUGCAGUGACUGCAGCUGUAGUCACUGGUUCGUGGUACAUGGGAUUUAAAAAUGGCUGCAAUUAAAAUUGGUCCUCACUUGAAAGAAUUACGAAUUCUUUUGUGUCAAACAUCAAAAUCUAGUCAAGGUGUUAGAGAUUUCAUUAAAGCACAGUAUGUACCUCUUAAAAGACAAAAUCCACAACUUCCAGUUUUAAUUAGAGAAUGUUCUUCGAUCGAACCUUUCCUUUACGCACGAUAUGAACGUGGUGUAGAGCAGUGUAUUGCUUUGCAGAAUUUAAAAUCUGAAGAAAUUCUGAAACGAGUUCAAGAACUCGCGGCUAGUACACCACAGUAAUAUUUGUAGUAUAAAUGUAUGUUAAUUAAUUCAGAUAUAAAAUAAAGUAGUUGUAUAAAUUUUA
Osmia lignaria (orchard mason bee) is the source of this 488-nucleotide messenger RNA. It is a transcript of the gene ND-B8, whose product is annotated as NADH dehydrogenase (ubiquinone) B8 subunit. The record is from RefSeq and is a predicted model, not a curated record. NCBI's taxonomy places the organism in Eukaryota, Metazoa, Arthropoda, Insecta, Hymenoptera, Megachilidae. Gene Ontology annotation, cellular component: respiratory chain complex I.